AGGACAAUAUAUGCAGCAGCACGGUUCAAAUAUCCCACGAAGCGCCGAUUCUCAACGAGGUCAUCCACAUUCAAAUUCCAGGGGAAGACAGAGGAAUAGGCCAAGGAAGAACCCGCAACCACAAGCUGGAAGCAUACAAACUCAACAGAGCCAAAAUGUAAUCUCACAGUCUCCUGCAAUGUCACAAUCUCCGGCGAUGUCACCUCCUCCGGCAAUGUUGCCGUCGCCCGUUGUCUCGCAGCCACCUGGACUGAAUCCCGCUACUCCAGAAUUCCAGCCAUCCAGCUUCGCCCCAGAUCAGUAUCCUCCAGGCCCCAGCUAAGCAACUAACAGUACAACGGUUAUCUGACACGCUAGUGGAGGUUUAAUAGCAGCCAACUGUACAGCCGUUUUCUAUUGUUAAUGCAUGCUAUACUUACAUGCUAAUUUUCUGUAUUGAUAUUCCUGCGU
Molecule: messenger RNA, 450 nt
Organism: Aaosphaeria arxii CBS 175.79
Lineage: Eukaryota; Fungi; Ascomycota; Dothideomycetes; Pleosporales
Exons: 1
Coding region: 11-322 (103 amino acids)
Source: RefSeq, a predicted model, not a curated record